UCGGAGCAUCUGGAGGAGAGCUGGCCGGCUGGGGAGGUGGUGGAGGACGGGGAGAGCGAAGCAGAAGGAGGAUCCGGGAGUCAGCGAAAACAAAAAGGGGCGAAGCGGGGGAUCCUACAGAAGGAGGGUCAUCAUUCUUUCCUUUUUUAUGUUCUUUUAUUUUUGUUUUGAUCUUUUUUUCCACUUCUGCAUUGUGUUCAACAGUCACAAUGCCGUCCAACUCAGUCACCACCUCCACUGCAUUCAAGAGCUCUGACUUCAACUGUGACACGAAAGGGAAUCAAAUGAAUGAGAGCUCUAGAAUGGACACAGUGAUAACUGAUGAAAUGUCUUCGCUCUGCACUCCUGUCCGUAAGGUUGGACGGCCUGGUCGCAAACGCAAGCACCUCCCUCACAAAGGGGUGGAGCUCCUGUCGUCUUUGCAGUCUCAGAAUGGAGAUGUUGAGAGGCAUGAGAACAAGUCCCGUGAAGGUUGCCGCCCCACGCAGGACAAGAAUGCUACAGAAAACGGGCUCCCACGCCAGUCAGCUUGUCGGGCCGACUCAGCCUCCGAUUUGAGCAUGAGCCCAUCCCUGGGGAACGGAUUUGCUGUCAGCCAGGACAAGCCGGGAUCGGAGAAGUACGAAGACGACACACUGCCAACUCUGCCUCGCAAGAAACGAGGGAGGCGAAAACUGGAGCGGCCGACUAAAUACGUGGAGCACAAGGAGGACGAGGCUGGGGACUCUGCAAAGAAUGAGGGAGCUCGAGGGAGGCUCCGUGGGGGAGUGGGCUGGGAAAUCAGCCUCCGUCAAAGACCCAUGCCCAGAGUAACCUUCCAGGCCGGUGACCCUUAUUACAUUAGCAAGAGGACCAGGGAGGAGUUGCUGGCCAAGUGGAAGUUGGAGGCAGAGAAGAAGGCAAAACUGGUGUCUGUGAUGAACUCAAUGGAGGAACUUGGUGAGGUAGAGUCGGAGCCCCAGAAAGAGAGCUCCAUAACCUCCGUCCCACUGCUGUUUCCCCCACCAGCACCGCCAGCACAGCAGCAACCACCACAGCCUCAACCUCAGAUGAGCCUCAAACCCCAGCAGCAACCUCCACCAUUCCAACAGCAGCAGCAGCAUACGGAUCCAGCCUCUCCAACUGUUGCUACCACACCAGAGCCCGUAUCUAUAGGAAAUGGAGACAAGACCUCACCCAAGUCCACAGACACUGAGUCAGAGUACGAGGAUGGCAGAGGUUUCGGCAUUGGAGAGUUAGUUUGGGGGAAGUUACGAGGAUUCUCCUGGUGGCCAGGUCGCAUCGUGUCCUGGAUGAUGACUGGACGCAGCCGAGCGGCCGAAGGCACCAGAUGGGUCAUGUGGUUUGGUGAUGGCAAGUUUUCUGUGGUCUGUGUAGAAAAACUGUUGCCUUUGAGUUCUUUCCACAACGCCUUUCACCAGCCAACCUACAAUAAACAACCAAUGUACAAGAAAGCCAUCUUUGAGGUGCUACAGGUAGCCAGCACUAGAGCAGGCAAAACUUUUCUCACAUGCCCUGAGAGUGAUGACACUGACACCUCCAAGUCAGUAGACAUGCAAAACAAGCAAAUGAUUGAAUGGGCCAUAACCGGAUUUCAACCAACAGGACCUAAAGGUCUAGAGCCACCUGAAGAGGAGCGUAACCCAUACAAGGAAGUGUACCCAGAGAUGUGGGUGGAGCCAGAGGCGGCGACCUACAUGCCCCCACCAGCCAAAAAGCCUCGCAAGAGCACAGCGACAGAGAAACCCAAGGUCAAAGACAUCAUCGAUGAGAGGACUCGAGAGAGACUUGUAUACGAAGUUCGUCAAAAAUGUAGAAACAUUGAAGACAUCUGCAUCUCCUGUGGCAGCCUUAAUGUUUCCCUGGAGCAUCCACUCUUCACCGGAGGAAUGUGCCAAAGCUGUAAGAACUGCUUCCUAGAAUGUGCAUAUCAAUAUGACGAUGAUGGGUACCAGUCCUAUUGUACGAUCUGCUGUGGGGGGAGAGAAGUGCUCAUGUGUGGAAACAAUAACUGCUGCAGGUGUUUCUGCGUGGAAUGUGUGGAUCUGUUGGUGGGGCCCGGCGCAGCGCAGGCAGCUAUUAAAGAGGACCCGUGGAACUGCUAUAUGUGUGGACCAAAAGCUCAAUACGGCCUGCUGGAGCGCCGGGCAGACUGGCCUUGUAGGCUGCAACACUUCUUUGCCAACAAUCACGAUCAGGACUUUGAACCACCAAAGCUCUACCCUCCGGUUUUGGCAGAGAACAGAAAGCCCAUUCGUGUGCUGUCACUUUUUGAUGGGAUCGCAACAGGGCUGUUGGUUCUAAAGGAGCUGGGGAUCCAGGUGGAGCGCUACGUGGCCUCAGAAGUGUGUGAGGACUCCAUCACUGUGGGCAUCGUUCGGCACCAGGGACGCAUCAUGUAUGUGGGUGAUGUGAGGAACGUCACCCGCAAACACAUCCAGGAAUGGGGUCCAUUUGAUCUUGUCAUAGGUGGAAGUCCGUGCAAUGACCUCUCCAUAGUAAAUCCUGCAAGGAAAGGUCUCUACGAGGGCACAGGGCGGCUUUUCUUUGAGUUCUACCGGCUGUUACACGAGGCUCGACCUAAAGAAGGAGACAACAGGCCUUUUUUCUGGCUCUUUGAAAACGUGGUGGCCAUGGGCGUCAGCGACAAGAGGGACAUUUCUCGCUUUUUAGAGUGCAACCCAGUCAUGAUUGAUGCUAAGGAGGUAUCUGCUGCCCACAGAGCGCGUUACUUUUGGGGUAACCUGCCUGGCAUGAACAGACCGUUGACUGCCAUGUGCACUGAUAAACUGGACCUUCAAGACUGUCUAGAGCAUGGCAGGACAGCUAAGUUUGACAAAGUAAGGACCAUUACCACUCGGUCAAAUUCCAUAAAGCAGGGCAAAGACCAGCACUUCCCUGUCUUCAUGAAUGAGAAAGAAGACAUCCUGUGGUGCACUGAGAUGGAGAGGGUGUUUGGCUUCCCUGUCCACUACACAGACGUGUCUAACAUGAGCCGUCUGGCCAGGCAGAGGCUGCUGGGGCGGUCGUGGAGCGUCCCGGUCAUCCGUCACUUGUUUGCACCACUCAAAGAGUACUUCGCCUGCGUCUGAACACAGUACAGAUGAGAAAAAUCAAAACUGAUGUAAUACCGACAGCCUUGAAAUUGCGCUCUUGUAUGUUAUUAGCAAGUUAGACAUCAGAAAAGGUAUUUUAUGUUUGUUUUCCUCUGGUUUGGAAUAAUUGACUCUUUUUUUUAAAAAUUCUAUUUAAUUUUUGUAUUAUUCAUUUUACUUUUUAGCAGUGUUAUCCAGUAUUUGAAUUGUUUUAUGUGUGCAAGCUAUACUUGAGACAUGGCCUCCUUUUAAGGCACUGAGAGAUGAUAUAACAAUUUUCAGAGGCGUAAAUAAGGAAAGUUUAUCAGAUGUAAUACAUACUACAUGGUCAGAAGUGUGUGGACACCCCCUUCUAAUUAACAGCUUGGGCUAGGCCCCUUAAAGGGAUAGUUCAGCCAAAAAUGAAACUAUCGCCAUGAUAGUAAGUCAUUUACAGUGUAAGUGAAUGGGGCCAGAUGAAAAACGUUAAAAUACACACUGUUUCAAAAGUAUUGCCACAAGACGUUAACAUUAUAUGUGUGAACAUGAUUUUAGUGUGAUAAAAUCACUUAAUAACCUUAUUCAUUUGAAGUUAUAUCCAAAAUAACAACUUUAUUUUCAGGAUGACGUAACGCCGUAAACCCUGUAAUCUAGGAAACAGUGUAACAUCAGCGGUAAACCCUGAUUUUAACACAUGUAAAUCAUGUUAACAUGUAAAAUGUUUACAUCUUGUGGCUUUACUUUGGAAACAGUGUGUAUUUUAACGUUUGUCAUCUGGCCCAUUUCACUUCCAUUGUAAGUGCCUUACUGUAAACGUGAUUCGAAACAAGGGGCGAGUCGAAAUAAAUUUUGUGGUAAUCAACAUCUACUGAACCUGGAACAUUCCUCAAAUGCCAGUUGUUUUUAAAUGAAAUGGCCAACAAGCACAUAUGGUUAUGGUGUUUGGGUGUCCACGUACUUUAGGCCAGAUAGUGUAUAAAAAAAUAUAUAGCUGAAGCUUUUAAGUUAGCCCGAACAUUGACUGCCUGAGUGUUUGAUUGUCAGGCAGCGUUGAGGUGCUGACUGGUCUAAUUCUCAUGGUGCGCGUCUUUCCUCUCCUUCAGCAUCUGAGCCUUGGUGAGAGUGAAAAGAGGGUAUCUUUCUCUUCAGUGUCAGGGGAGCUCUGUCUUAACCAAUCCAAAACACCAGAUCACAAAUACCUCUUUGUUUACAGUUUCUAUACACAACUGAAGGUAAUAAAAGGUACUACUGUAAUAGGUGACAAUAUGGUGCUUCAAGGUGGUGAAAAACAUUGCAACUCAUGUGAUGCUACUUCUCAAAACAAGAUGGGGGGGGGGGGGGGUCACGUUUUGUACCGUCGCUAGGUAAAACGAAUGACGCUAAAUCUUCGACAGGUCAAACCAGGUCUGCCACAUAUCAUUUAAUAUCUUUUACAGCCUUUUUGUACAAUAUCCUCUGGUGCUCUUUUAAAAAGAAAACACCUCAGCCUUUCAAUCUUUGAGGUCUGCUUCCUACGUUAUGCCUACAAUCGGAGCGCAUGACAACCAGCCACAUGGGCGGUGAUGUUUUUUGUCAUCCAUACCUUGAAAUCAAAGGCUGUAGUGAGCUAAUUUUUUUCUAGUGUCACACAGACCAGAAUCAUUACUGUACAACUCGUAGUGUGCGUGGCGGCCGCGGAAGGGUGACGUAGGUCCUUUCCCGGCCAGGUGGAUCAACCUUCGACUGUGGUGCGCGCGCAGACUAUUUUCAGUCAGGUGCAAAACUUUAAAAGGCGUGGCUUCACAAUGUUCUUCUACCUUUUUAUAGCAAAUUUUGUGCUGUGUUACCAACAAUAUCAAGCACUUUUGUACAUGUAUACUUCUUUAUUUCUUUGAUAUUUUUUAAAAAUCUUUCCUCUUGAUUCUUGUGAACUGUUUUUUGGGUUAUGUUAAAUGAUGUGAAACUCUUGCCGUUAUAUAAGGUAAUACUUUGUUGUGUACAGUAGGGCUGUGCCAAUGCAUAGAUGUGAAAGAAUGAGCUAGGAUAGAAUAAGUCCAUCUGUCGUGCUGGUGGGGAAGUGGCUGAAUUCAAACACCACCCCUCUCAUGUUCUCACGUGCUACAGAGUCGCUUUAUCAUAACGCGUGUCGAGAAAGUAGUGUCUGCUCACAGCUCUACCGGUAUAUAAUCCCUGUAGGAAAUUAGUCGUUUUCACGGAUGGGGUGUCAUUAUGACACAAUCAUUAACUACGUCUGGUCCUUAGCGUAGAUCUGAAAACAUAAUUAUGGAUGUUGACCAUGUCAAUAAUUUAGUUUUAACAUGCAAGCUAUGUAAUAGAUGAGGCUAAAUUUGUGAAUUUUGUUAGAAACGGGCUCUAAUGAAAACCUUGUUAGCUUCUUUUUUUUAUUUAAGGCAUUGCACUGCUUACAUACCUUAAACUUUUUUCAUGUUCAGCAAUGUUUCUUGUUAUUUUCCAAAUGCCCAGAUUUUUUGUUUUGUUUUGUUUUUUUGUACAUUUUGUACAUAGAAAUUGUCUGUUGCUUUUUUUUUAAAUGACCUAUGAGAUGUACAAAUAUAAUUCUUUGCUAAUAUAUUAUAAUAGAAUCAAAACAGCGCUCAAAACGCAAAGAGAGGGUGUAAUUGACACAGUAGCAACAGGUAAAUUGACAUAAGCUAUAAAGCAGCAGGGUGUUAGAACUGCGUGUCUUUUGUAAUUCAUAUUUAUAUGUGUUGAAUGGGGGGGGAACUAAUCACUUAGCAAAUGAGUUUGCUAAGUGAUUUUAACAGUCCCAUCUUUACUGCACAGCCCUACAUACAAAAGUGUUUUUUAAUUAGAUUUCUUUUUUUUUUUUUUUAAGUAAUAAGAGAGGGAUUGUAGGUGUUUCAUAAGGUGCUAAACAUUUUAUCUAAUUGAGAAAAAUAUAUUAUUUGGAAAAGAAUUAAACUUGUCUUGAUAUAUAUAUUUUUUUUUUCCUGGUGAUAUUGGAGAAGCACUAUUAUUUUACUCUCUCAUAUAAAGAUAUUAACAAAGGCAUUUUAACUUUGUACUUGAAAAAAAUAAUAAAUGAUGAAAGAUUCUUAUAUUGUUUUAGAAUAGACAUUGCUGUAGUUGGUGCUUAUCUGUGGAAAAUCAUGUA
Messenger RNA from Myxocyprinus asiaticus (Chinese sucker), 6189 nucleotides. RefSeq names its product DNA (cytosine-5)-methyltransferase 3A-like. The transcript is spliced from 23 exons. Gene Ontology annotation, molecular function: methyltransferase activity. Gene Ontology annotation, biological process: negative regulation of DNA-templated transcription. The record is from RefSeq and is a predicted model, not a curated record. NCBI's taxonomy places the organism in Eukaryota, Metazoa, Chordata, Actinopteri, Cypriniformes, Catostomidae. The coding region runs from base 210 to 3092 and encodes 960 amino acids. Gene Ontology annotation, cellular component: cytoplasm; nucleus.